CCUGUUAGGAACUCCCAACCCGAGGUCCUCCGUCUGGCAGCUCUUAUCUUUCAGUACGGCUGGAGCGAAGGGACAGGAAAAGGAAAAGUUUGGUGAAGAGGGCGAGUUUUUGUUUCGAGAACACCGGGAAGGUUUGCUCUCCGAGGCCGUAUGCUUCUUUGCCAGCUCGUUAACUAACUUUCCGCGAUUGUAUGGAACUUCCAACUUGAGAACGCACCAUAUCCCAAGAGAAGUCUGGGCGCUUGAUUGCUGGCUGAGCUUGAUAGCACCAUGGCAUCCACUGUCACCCUGGAGGAUGCCCUGUCCAAUGUCGACUUGCUUGAGGAGCUGCCCCUCCCAGACCAGCAGCCCUGCAUCGAGCCCCUACCCUCCUCACUCAUCUACCAGCCCAACUUCAACACGAACUUUGAAGACCGAAAUGCCUUUGUCACCGGUAUUGCCAGAUACAUCGAGCAAGCUACAGUCCACUCCAGCAUGAACGAGAUGCUGGAGGAGGGGCAGGAGUAUGCUGUGAUGCUCUACACAUGGAGAAGCUGCUCCCGGGCAAUCCCUCAGGUGAAAUGUAAUGAACAGCCCAACAGAGUGGAGAUCUAUGAAAAAACUGUGGAAGUCCUUGAACCUGAGGUCACCAAGUUGAUGAACUUCAUGUACUUUCAGCGCACUGCCAUCGACCGUUUCUGUGGGGAGGUGCGCAGACUGUGUCAUGCAGAGCGGAGGAAGGACUUUGUGUCAGAGGCCUACCUGCUGACCCUUGGCAAGUUCAUCAACAUGUUUGCUGUGCUGGAUGAACUCAAGAAUAUGAAGUGCAGCGUCAAAAAUGACCACUCCGCCUACAAGAGAGCCGCCCAGUUCCUCAGGAAGAUGUCCGAGCCCCAGUCCAUUCAGGAGUCUCAGAACCUCUCCAUGUUCCUAGCCAACCAUAACAAAAUCACCCAGUCUCUGCAGCAGCAGCUGGAGGUCAUUAAUGGCUAUGAUGAGCUCCUGGCUGACAUUGUCAACCUGUGUGUGGACUACUACGAGAAUAAGAUGUACCUCACCCCCAGCGAGAAGCACAUGCUGCUCAAAGUGAUGGGGUUUGGUUUAUACCUUAUGGAUGGGACCAACAGCAACAUUUACAAACUGGAUGCCAAGAAGAGGAUAAACCUGACCAAGAUCGACAAGUUCUUCAAGCAACUGCAGGUGGUGCCGCUUUUUGGUGAUAUGCAGAUUGAACUUUCCCGGUAUAUCAAGAACAGCGCGCACUUUGAGGAGAAUAAGUCCAGGUGGUCCUGCACGUCUACAGGCAGCAGUCCCCAAUACAACAUCUGUGAGCAGAUGAUCCAGAUCCGAGAGGACCACAUGCGCUUCAUUUCCGAGCUGGCACGCUACAGCAACAGCGAGGUGGUGACAGGGUCUGGACGGCAGGAGGCCCAGAAGACCGACAUGGAGUACAGGAAGCUGUUCGACCUGGCCCUGCAGGGCCUGCAGCUGCUGUCCCAGUGGAGUGCACAUGUCAUGGAGGUGUACUCAUGGAAGCUUGUGCACCCCACGGACAAGUACUCCAACAAGGAGUGCCCCGACAAUGCAGAAGAGUAUGAAAGAGCCACAAGAUACAACUACACCAGUGAGGAGAAGUUUGCCCUGGUGGAGGUGAUGGCCAUGAUCAAGGGUCUGCAGGUGCUGAUGGGACGCAUGGAGAGCGUUUUCAACCACGCCAUCCGCCACACCAUUUACUCCGCCCUGCAGGACUUCGCGCAGGUCACCCUACGAGAGCCACUGAGGCAGGCCAUCAAGAAGAAGAAGAACGUCAUUCAGAGUGUCCUCCAGGCCAUCAGGAAGACUAUCUGUGACUGGGAGACGGGACGAGAGCCCCACAACGACCCCGCCCUCCGUGGUGAGAAGGACCCCAAGGGAGGCUUUGACAUCAAGGUUCCCCGUCGUGCUGUUGGACCCUCUACCACACAGCUCUACAUGGUGAGGACCAUGCUGGAAUCUCUCAUCGCCGACAAGAGCGGCUCCAAGAAGACACUCCGCAGCAGCCUGGAGGGACCCACCAUUCUGGACAUAGAGAAGUUCCACCGGGAGUCCUUCUUCUAUACUCAUCUGCUCAAUUUCAGCGAGACCCUGCAGCAGUGCUGUGACCUGUCCCAGCUGUGGUUCCGGGAGUUCUUCCUGGAACUCACCAUGGGCCGGAGGAUCCAGUUCCCCAUUGAAAUGUCCAUGCCCUGGAUCCUCACCGACCACAUCCUGGAGACCAAGGAGGCGUCCAUGAUGGAGUAUGUUUUAUACCCACUGGACCUGUACAAUGACAGCGCACAUUAUGCCCUGACAAAGUUCAAGAAACAGUUCCUGUAUGAUGAGAUCGAGGCAGAGGUAAACCUCUGUUUUGACCAGUUUGUCUACAAACUCGCUGACCAAAUAUUUGCCUACUACAAGAUUCUGGCUGGAAGCCUGCUCCUGGACAAACGCUUGAGAGCAGAUUGCAAGAACCAGGGAGCCAACAUCCCCUGGCCGGCCUCAAACCGAUAUGAGACCCUCUUGAAGCAGAGACACGUCCAGCUCUUGGGCCGAUCAAUAGACCUAAAUCGUCUGAUCACCCAGCGAGUGUCAGCUGCCAUGUACAGGUCACUGGAGCUGGCCAUAAACCGCUUUGAGAGCGAGGACCUGACCUCCAUCAUGGAGCUGGAAGGGCUUCUAGAGAUCAACCGCAUGACCCACAAGCUCCUCAGCAAGUUCCUGACCCUUGACAGCCUGGACGCCAUGUUCCGCGAGGCCAACCACAACGUGUCCGCCCCCUACGGCAGGAUCACCCUCCACGUCUUCUGGGAGCUCAACUACGACUUUCUGCCCAACUACUGCUACAACGGCUCCACCAACAGGUUUGUUCGCACUGUACUUCCCUUCUCUCAGGAGUUCCAGAGGGACAAGCCGCCCAAUGCACAGCCGCAGUACCUGUAUGGGUCAAAGGCCCUGAACCUUGCGUACAGCAGCAUAUAUGGCUUCUACCGCAAUUUCCUGGGCCCGCCCCACAUCAAGGCAAUGUGUCGGCUCCUGGGAUACCAGGGCAUUGCCGUGGUGAUGGAGGAACUGCUGAAGGUUGUCAAGAGCCUGCUGCAGGGCACUAUUAUGCAGUACGUCAAGACCCUGAUGGAGGUGAUGCCCAAAAUCUGCCGCCUGCCGCGUCAUGAGUAUGGCUCCCCAGGUAUCCUGGAGUUCUUCCACCACCAGCUGAAGGACAUCGUGGAGUACGCUGAGCUGAAGACGGUGUGUUUCCAGAACCUGCGUGAGGUGGGCAAUGCCCUGCUCUUCUGCCUACUGAGUGAGCAGAGUCUGUCUCAGGAAGAGGUGUGCGACCUGCUGCAUGCAGCACCCUUCCAGAACAUUCUGCCUAGGGUUCAUGUCAAAGAGGGCGAGCGUCUGGAUGCUAAGAUGAAGCGAUUGGAGACAAAGUACACAGCUCUGCACCUGGUCCCACUGAUGGAGCGCCUGGGGACCCCACAGCAAAUAGCCAUCGCCAGAGAGGGGGACCUGCUAACCAAGGAGCGCCUGUGCUGUGGCCUGUCAAUGUUUGAGGUCAUCCUGACGCGGGUGCGGGGUUUCCUGGAAGACCCCAUCUGGCGCGGACCACUGCCUAGCAACGGCGUGAUGCACGUGGACGAGUGCGUGGAGUUCCACCGGCUCUGGAGCGCCAUGCAGUUUGUGUACUGCAUCCCCGUGGGGGCGCACGAGUUCACCGUGGAGCAGUGUUUUGGAGAUGGACUGCAUUGGGCAGGCUGCAUGAUCAUUACUCUCCUGGGCCAGCAGAGACGCUUUGACAACCUGGACUUCAGCUACCACCUACUGAAGGUGCAGAAGCAUGAUGGCAAGGAUGAGAUCAUCAAGAGCGUGCCUCUGAAAAAGAUGGUGGACCGCAUUCGCAAGUUCCAGGUGCUGAACGAUGAGAUCUUCGCCAUUCUGAACAAGUACCUGAAGUCUGGGGAUGGGGAGAACAUGCCCGUAGAGCACGUACGCUGCUUCCAGCCACCUAUCCACCAAUCCCUGGCCAGCAACUAAAAUUAGCACCAUACACCACAAUCAUUUAUCAUUCAUCAUGUUUGGCCAUUUAUUUCAGACGUGGCAUGGCACUGAUGCGUCUGUUAAUGGAGAAUCUCUUGAUUUGGAUUUAAAGCCUACCCGUUCAUUAAUGGCUGAUCUGAAGCCAUGUUCUGCAUGUGAUAUUUGCACACUGACACUCCACAUACGCUGGAAAUGAAGGAACUUAUCCAGUUAGCUUUCCUGGUCUUUCCAGGAUGAAUUUGUACACACUUGUGCCUUACUAAAAAUAUAUAACUUUUUUAUUAUAAUACUACUAUACUAAUUUUAUUAGAUAUGGAAGAGUUUGUAAGGGGACUCAAAAGUAAUUUGUGUGUUUUUAUAAAAUGUUAAAGGGUUCUGCGGUGGUCAUGUACUGA
This is a messenger RNA of Megalops cyprinoides (Indo-Pacific tarpon), 4430 nucleotides long. Its product is annotated as cytoplasmic FMR1-interacting protein 1 homolog. The record is from RefSeq and is a predicted model, not a curated record. The transcript is spliced from 31 exons. Lineage: Eukaryota; Metazoa; Chordata; Actinopteri; Elopiformes; Megalopidae. Gene Ontology annotation, biological process: regulation of actin filament polymerization; lamellipodium assembly; regulation of translation. Gene Ontology annotation, molecular function: small GTPase binding; RNA 7-methylguanosine cap binding. Gene Ontology annotation, cellular component: SCAR complex; synapse; neuron projection. The coding region runs from base 271 to 4032 and encodes 1253 amino acids.